AUUCUAUUUAAACAAUAAAGUUGUGUUUUAAGUAAGGCACUUGUAUAAAAUAACACAUAAAACACAAAAAAAAAACUGAGCAUAUUAUAUGCAAGCGCCCUAAGGCACAACACACAAAUAUAAAAUGCGUUGCUAUUUACAAAUUUUGGCCGCGUCAUGUGUCAUUGUCACAUUGCUGGCAGCACAGUCCGCAGCGACUUCGGUAAAAGGAUACCAAACUAAUGACAAUGAUUUAAUCGAAUUAGACGAGGAUAACUGGCAUUUAAUGCUAAACGGCGAAUGGAUGAUUGAAUUUUUUGCACCAUGGUGCCCAGCUUGCAAGAAUUUAGCGCCUACUUGGGAACGUUAUGCGCGCACUGCCAAAGACGUUAAUGUAAAUGUGGCCAAAAUCGAUGUGACAACAUCGCCUUCGCUAAGCGGACGUUUCUUUGUUACCGCCUUGCCUACAAUUUAUCACGUUAAGGAUGGGGAAUUCCGUCAAUAUCGUGGCGCACGUGAUGCCGAAGCCUUAUUGUAUUUCCUGAAGAAACAAUCUUGGAAAUCUAUUCAACCGUUAUCUGCUUGGAAGAAGCCCGAUACCAUUCACAUGUCGUUGCUUUCCUAUUUCUUCAAGCUGUCGCACACAUUGAAGGACUUCAAUGCGCGACUGCAGGAAGAAUAUGGUUUGCCUACAUGGGGAUCUUAUGCGUUGUUUGCCAUUGCCACAAUAUUUGUGGGUGCUGCACUGGGUCUUCUGCUUGUGUGCCUCGUGGACUUCUUUUAUCCACCCAAAAAAUCACCACGUCAAAGCUUCUCAGAGUCUCAGGACAAUCUGACCGAAGGUGUAGAGGAUUUGGCCACUGAAGACAUUGAGGAUGAUGAUGAUGAUGAAAAUGGUAACGACGACGCUGAAGAGGAAGAGCAAGAAGAGGAGGAGGAUGAGGAAGCCGACGAAAAAUCAGGCGACAACACUGAGGAGGAUAAGUCCGAAGGCAAAGCUAAAGUUACAGCUAAGGAAGAGGAUCACGUUGGCGAUAAAGCGCCUGAGGUUACGGAAAAGCCCAGCACAGAGCAAGUGCGCAAGCGCAAGCCCCGCAAGGAGCAUUAAAGAGCGCGUUCUUAGUCAAAAAAGGAAAACAAUACGACGAGAAGCGGCAACAAAAAGACUAACCUAACAUUACACAUUAAACUAUAUCCUGAACGAAAACCAGCAAAGCAACAUAUUUGCUUUGUUGGCUGUAUUAUGGAGCAGUAAGAGCUGCGCUGGUUUUAAUUUAAAUGAUUUUUAUUGCGCA
Molecule: messenger RNA, 1274 nt
Organism: Drosophila busckii
Lineage: Eukaryota; Metazoa; Arthropoda; Insecta; Diptera; Drosophilidae
Product: thioredoxin-related transmembrane protein 1
Exons: 5
Coding region: 125-1087 (320 amino acids)
Source: RefSeq, a predicted model, not a curated record